UACCUUCGCACCUAUCAAGACGGUCUUUAUGUUUUUUAUAAGGAACCAAAGGAGAAUCUUCCCGAGAUGACUUGCUCGGAAGCUCAUGGUUAUGGAAUGCUUAUAUCAGUAUUGAAGCGAAACCAAAUGGAUUUUGACGGUCUAUUUAGGUACUUUUUGCGCUGGCGUAACAGAAAAGGUCUGAUGCAGUGGCAGCAAAAGACAGGUCAUUCUGGAGAGUUUGUAGCUGGAGACCAGGGUGGUGAGAACUGUGCUACGGACGGUGAUGUCGAUGUGGCCACAGCUUUAUUUUUGGCUGCAAAGGUCUGGGGACGAGGUGGCCCUAACGGCGAGCUUGAUUACCGGGAAGCUGCCGUCAAUUUAUGCGGUGCCAUAUGGGAACAUUGUAUCCACCACGAAACAUACAUGCCUCUUAUUGGUGACUGGGCAAGUCCAGGGGAUGAAGCGUUUUUGCUUACAAGACCAAGUGACUUUAUCCUUAGCGGUUACCUAAUUUUCUAUCUUGUAUGUGAAGAUACCCAACGUGCACAACAAUGGGGACAUGUUGUCAAUGCAAUUGUAAACACUACCCAGGCUCAGCUAUCCUUCAACCCUCAGACUGGCCUUUUAGCUGAUUUCCUCAAAUUAGAUCCCAAUACACGUGUGUAUCACCCUGCCCGUGGCGAAGUUCUGGAAAGCGAGCAUGACGGAGACUACAACUGGAAUUCAUGUCGUGUACCCUGGAGACUUGGCCACUAUUAUAUGCUCACUCGAGAUGAGCGUAUCCGCCAACUUCUUGAGACUCAGGCUCAGUUCUUUGCCGCUCAACUUGCACGCGGGGGUGGGGGCAAUGGAGAUUGUGCAAUUAGAGCAGGUUACAAACUUAAUGGCCAUUCUUAUGCAGAUUACACUGAUAUGGCCUUUGUUGCUCCCGUCAGUUUUCUUUUCUGGGUUCUUGGCUGGCAGAACCAGAUGCAUCAGGUUGUGCAGGAUAUGAAUUCGAUGGAAAUGACAUACUUUGGAGAAAGCAUUGCUAUGUUGUGUUUACUCAUGGCUCAUGUUCCUUACUAA
This is a messenger RNA of Phycomyces blakesleeanus NRRL 1555(-), 1050 nucleotides long. Its product is annotated as glycoside hydrolase family 8 protein. The transcript is spliced from 5 exons. The record is from RefSeq and is a predicted model, not a curated record. Gene Ontology annotation, molecular function: hydrolase activity, hydrolyzing O-glycosyl compounds. Gene Ontology annotation, biological process: carbohydrate metabolic process. NCBI's taxonomy places the organism in Eukaryota, Fungi, Mucoromycota, Mucoromycetes, Mucorales, Phycomycetaceae. The annotation marks the transcript as partial.